GACUCAGGUUACAGAUGCGCCUCAAACUCACCACCAAAUUUUGAAUCUUAGCUAUCACAUGGUGUUUUUCUACACCUUACGUCUUGUUUAGGGUAUUUGCGCCUCGACUAACCCGCAUGCUGGUUGGCUGAAAGGCAAUCAUCCCAUCGUGGUGAAACAAACACGCUGUGCUCCACAUCGAGGAGGAGGAAGAGCGACGGAGCGCAUCGCCUCUGCACACACUUGCUUCAUUUUGUGAUAUAAGAGGCUAUUUAACAAAUAGCCGGCACGGGCUGUAGGGGCUGUGGAGGAGGCGGACUGUAGUGCAAUGAUGACGGGCAAAUCUGUGAAAGACGUUGACAGAUACCAGGCUGUCCUCAACUCUCUGCUGGCGCUGGAGGAGAAUAAAUUUUGCGCCGACUGCGAAUCAAAAGGUCCGAGAUGGGCGUCCUGGAACUUGGGCAUUUUUAUCUGCAUCCGCUGUGCUGGUAUCCAUCGAAACCUGGGGGUUCACAUCUCCAAGGUCAAGUCCGUCAACCUGGAUCAGUGGACGCAGGAGCAGGUCCAGUGUGUUCAGGAGAUGGGAAAUGCCAAGGCCAAGCGUCUUUAUGAGGCUUUCUUACCUGAGUGCUUCCAGCGCCCGGAGACAGACCAGUCUGCAGAGAUCUUCAUCAGGGACAAGUAUGAUAAGAAGAAGUACAUGGAUAAGGUCAUUGACAUCCAGAUGCUGAAAAAAGAAAAGAGCUGCGACAAUAUACCCAAGGAACCAGUUGUGUUUGAGAAGAUGAAAUUGAAAAAAGACAUCAGCCCGAAGACAGAUUCGCAGUCCGUUACAGACCUGCUGGGAUUAGAUGCCCCUGCUCCGAGUGCUGUGGUGUCUAAUGGUGGAGGAUGUGUUCCAGACAGUAAUGAGAGCCAAGCGGUGUCUAAUCCACCUCUGGCACACUCUGCCCUGGAUCUCUUCAGCUCUCUGCCAACACCCUCCUCCGCUUCCUCCACUAAAACUACGCCUGUUUUCAACUCUAUGCCUCAGAGCAGAGUGACUGCCUCUGUGCCUGAAAACCUCAGUCUGUUCCUGGAUCCGACACCCAAAGCAGAGGAGGGCACUGUCAGGAAGCUGUCCAAGGACUCUAUUCUCUCCCUGUAUGCUUCCACCCCCUCAGUGCACGCUAGCAGUAUGGCUGCUCACGCAGGCUUGUACAUGAACCAAAUGGGAUACCCGACACACCCGUACGGUUCGUACCAUUCCUUAGCCCAAGCAGGUGGAAUGGGUGGGACCAUGAUGACAUCACAGAUGGCCAUGAUGGGACAACAACAGAGCGGCAUGAUGCCGGUUCAACAAAACAGCAUGAUUGGAGUACAACAGAACAGCAUGAUGGGACAGCAGAAUGGCAUAAUGGGUGCCCAGGGUGUCAUGGCUCAGCCUAGCGGUUCUGUGGCGUCACCCUACAUGACGGGGAUGACCCAGGGCAUGAUGGGACAGCAGCAAAGUGGAAUGAUGGUACCGCAGCAGAAUGGCAUUAUGGGGCAGCAGCAGAGCGGGAUGAUGGUACAGCAGCAGAGCGGGAUUAUGGGACAGCAGCAGAGUGGGAUGAUGGGACAGCAGCAGGCUGGAGGUUUGACCACAUUACCCCACCAGCAGGUUUAUGGAGUGCAGCAAGCCCAACAGCUACAGUGGAACAUCACCCAGAUGACUCAGCACAUGGCCGGCAUGAAUCUCUACAACACCAACGGCAUGAUGGGAUACAGCAGUCAACACAUGGGAGGUUCAACAACUCCAAGUUCAGCGCACAUGACAGCACACAUCUGGAAAUGAACUCAUCUAUCCAAGAAGUGAUGUAACGCCAAUAACCCACAAAAGAGAGGGGAAACUGAGUUGUAGGAAUCUGUGGAUUAGACCCUCCAUAAGACAUUUUCUAAUGCAAGGGAGGAGGAGGAGGAGGAGAAGGAGGAGCAAGGUGUGAAGAAGGAUGGUUUGGGAAACCACUACUACCUCUCUUUCUCUCUCCUCUCUGCCCAUGCUUCCUCUUCUUGUCUCGUCCAUGGCCAUGUUUUUGCAGAUUUCCAUGCUUGCCUUCUAAACAUUUUGGUAUAAUGACCAAGACAACAGGGUUCGGAGGCCACUGGUUAGGACUACACAUCUUCCUUUGUUCCUAGCCUGUAUGUGAGAGUGUGCGCACAUCUGCUAUAUGUAGGUGUCAACUAACUGCUCGACUUAAAAGAAUAGUUUGGUUUUUUGGAGAAUUUUACAGUUUUUCUUACCUGAUCAGAGUCAGAAAAAAGCAUGAAUGCAUUUUCUGUCUCUUUGUUUAGUUUGAAGGUGCGUUGUACAAUGAGGUUAGCCUAGCUUAGCUUCACUGGUUGAUGUGCUUGAAUACAGAUGUUUAUUGGAACAAGUAAUAUAUCCUCUCAAAGUAGGGAAAUAUUUGCUGUUGCAAGGCUAAUCAGGUUUUUUUUUAAUAUUGUCUAAUUUGCCGAUCCAGCAUUACAAAUGGUUCUGUUUGUUACUGAAUUACAACAACUGAUUGUUGGCUAAGCUCUGGCCCCCUCAGUUACUGCUGCUCCACCUGUCGAGCUUUCCGAGUCCGCACAGCACGUAUGGUGCUAACAAUGUUAACAGGUGCAGAUUUACCAUAAAGAAUUGUUAUUAUUUUUCAAACAAGAGUUAGACCAAACCCUGUCUCCGGCUAAUUUUUUGUUACCAGCUGACCCAUUUUAAAAUGAGAACCCUCAAAAGGAACCUUAAAUAAGCAGUUGAUAGCUACAUAUAACACCAUGCUAAACCAUAUUGGGCUAAAAAUCCUUUUCAUUCCUAGUCAGGCAGUCCAAACAUUGCAUGUAUAAGGAAAAAUGUAAGAUCAGACUGUAUUCCAACAUAACCCUGUUUGCUCAAUUAGCUUACACAGUACUUUGACAUGCAACAUAGACGUUGGUUUAUUCUUUAUUAUUCAUAAUUUCAAACUGUAUGAUUUUUAACAUUACUAGAGAAAAUUUGUUAAGGAUGAGGACUAAUGUGUUAUGCAAAGUAUCACUCAAAUAAUUCUGCAUCUCAAAUAAUGCAGAGGCUGGAGUUGCUGAACUUCAGGUUUAGUGAACAUUAUCAUUAGUCAUUAGCUUCGUUUUAGCUGCAAACAUAUUAGCAAAAGAGCAUUUACUAUUUUUGGUCACUCACCUCUCAAGCAUACAGUGGUGAACCAAAAAAGAGUUUCCAAUAUAAAAAUCCGGAAAUCGAGCUAGGCUAGGCUAGGCUAGGCUAGGCUAGGCUAGUCACCCCAGUCAUCACACCUUCAAGCUGCACAAUAAAGCGAAAGGUAUUUAUUAUGCAUUUGUUUGGCUCUGAAAGUUGUAAAAUUAGUAAAAUCCUAGAAUAAACAAUAUAUAUCUAUCUAAGUAAGUUAUUCUACUCAUCCAACAAUAUUAAAAGUUCAGAAGUCCCUUUAAGUGUUGAUAAGUUGAGCCGCAGAAACCUAAACAGCCCUUAAUAAUGAUGUCUUCUACUCAAUUUACAGAGAGCUUCUUUUAGAAUCAAUAUCUAAUCGUGACUUUAAGCGUCAAAAGUCCUAAACUGCAUUUUAGGAGACCAAAGAUCAACACUAGCUUUAUUAUGGUUGUACAGUGUUCCAAUAUGCUUUACUGUAUAGCCACUUAACUAGUGAUUAGUAGAAAAAUCAAUUCAGCAGUCCUUUAACAGUCUGUUUGGGCAUACCUGCUCCUACAAUUCACUGUGCUAUUUCCCGAGCAACGGUGGGACACUUAAAAAAGUCACUUGCAUGCAAAUGUAAUCAUGUAAGCGCUCACACACCUCAAGUUCAGAAUCUACCUUGUACAAUAGAGGCCUCAAAUAAUGUUGAAUGUCUGUAAAUAAGAGAGAAAUAAAGAGAGAAGUCGGGACGGAGACAAGUAAAACUUUAAGGUACAGAUCAGUCAUGUUAACAGAUGCUUCUACUGAAUUGCAUGAGGAGAAUGUUUAUCUAGCUCUGUAUGUACUGUAUGCUUAUUACGAUAUCCGAAUGUGUCUCUGGAAUGUGUAUCUCUGAAUGUUUCUCUACUAUACAUGUCCAUCAGUCUCUGACCAAGACCAACAACAAAAAAAAAAAAAA
Messenger RNA from Seriola dumerili (greater amberjack), 4079 nucleotides. RefSeq names its product stromal membrane-associated protein 2-like (gene smap2). The transcript has 9 exons. The record is from RefSeq and is a predicted model, not a curated record. Gene Ontology annotation, molecular function: GTPase activator activity. Gene Ontology annotation, biological process: regulation of clathrin-dependent endocytosis. NCBI's taxonomy places the organism in Eukaryota, Metazoa, Chordata, Actinopteri, Carangiformes, Carangidae. Bases 308 to 1795 code for a protein of 495 amino acids.